GAAGUUGGUGGUGACGAAGGAGAAGGAGAAGAAGGUCGGGCUCUACACCAUCUACGUCAACCCCGCCAACACCUCCCACUUCGCCGUCGGCGGCAGAGACCAGUUCGUCAGGAUUUACGACCAGCGGAAAAUCGACGAGAACGAGAACAACGGGGUCCUGAAAAAGUUCUGCCCUCACCACCUGGUGAACAGCGAGUCCAAAGCCAACAUCACGUGCCUGGUGUACAGCCACGACGGCUCCGAGCUGCUGGCGAGUUACAACGACGAGGACAUUUACCUCUUCGACUCGGGGCACGGCGACGGCGCCCAGUACAGCAAACGCUACAAGGGGCACCGCAACAACGCCACGGGUGGGGCGCCCGGGGGGGCAGAGACACCCCAAAAACCGCGGGGAUGUGUGGGGGAGGGGCCCCCGAAA
Pipra filicauda (Wire-tailed manakin) is the source of this 418-nucleotide messenger RNA. RefSeq names its product DDB1- and CUL4-associated factor 8-like. The transcript has 4 exons. The record is from RefSeq and is a predicted model, not a curated record. Lineage: Eukaryota; Metazoa; Chordata; Aves; Passeriformes; Pipridae. Gene Ontology annotation, cellular component: Cul4-RING E3 ubiquitin ligase complex; cytoplasm. The annotation marks the transcript as partial. Gene Ontology annotation, molecular function: protein binding.